AUGCUCGACCACCAGUCGCUGUGGAAGUACAUACCAAUGUACUCGAGAGCCCUUUGCAACGCCUUUCUUGAGCGGUCUCAACCUCUUUCUGUUGUUGUCUACUUCUCGCAAGACCUUUAUAACGACUCCAAAGACUGCAAGCUCUCAGUCAAUGAUAUACUGAACAAUUUCUCUCGCGUUGAGGAGUAUGUUCACUACGGAGACCGUUCGAGCCGCAUACCUUCUGAGGACAUUGCGAAGAUACUAUCACCGAAUGCCUCCCUGAGGUUACUGGGGCUUCAUAACGCCUCCAUCCAACCUCUUUCUACUCCAAAUGGUGGACUGUUGAACGGCGUUUUCAGCAAUCUCCGAACCGUUAUAUUCACGAACUCUUCUUUCGUGCCUUCCGGCGAUACCCAGCGACCUGAACUUGCGUCCAACCACUCAGGUGGUCCGUUCAAUGCCGUGACACACGUGCAUCUGGAGAACUGUCAGUUAGACCCAAGAAACCACAUACUUCAGCUCCUACUGGAGAAAUCUCGAUUGAGGACUCUUGUCAUCUGCCAUGGGCAGUUGAAGAGCGAGCAGCGGAGGCUAUCGUUCCCCUCCUCAUUACAAACAGUGCAACUGGUGGACAGGUUUCGCUGUUUGACUCUCGCAAUACCCGUCUUAGAAGGUAGCCUGCCGUCGCAUACUUGCCUCGAACUACACCCAAUCGAGAUGCGAAGGGCGCAGCAACGUUACGAACCGCAUCUUCACCUGCCUCCCAAUCUCAACGCCGCUUCCCUACCUGUACCCGACCGCAUGGGAUUUAUGCGAGUCAUAUCCGAAUGGCUUUCUCAUACCAUUACUCGCUCUGUGAAUUCGAUGACCCUCUCAUCAUCAUCCGAGUUCGAUCGGACAAUCCUCUCUUUCUACGAUCAAGAUGCCCCCGAACUACCAGUACCUCUGCGCAUCACCCUGCACCAUCUACUUCCCGUUUCUACUCAGGGAGAUACUCCACUCAAACCGCUGCCCAGAUCAUGGUGUACCGUCAUCUGCAGAUUCCUUGACCUCUCCAAAUCGGUGGCCUGGGGUCGUCAGUUGCACACGCUGAAACUCGAUCACAGCUCGAGUUUAGUUGCGCGUAUAAUGCGAGUGCUGGCCGCCGAUCCUGAACUAUUCCCAGAACUUCGCACGUUGGAGUUCGUCUGCACAGACCCUCACAACUUGAGCGAAGUUUCCGAUGCAACUGUUGCGAGCGAUGGACUGGCUGGGAACAGACGCUCCUUGCACAUGACUGACGUCACGCUCGAACUCGACGUUGAACUCGACCACCACCAUCCACGCCGUCCCCAGCUCUAUCUAUUCCAGCCCGACGCGUCACAAUCUUCGCUUGGUCUAUCCGACAUGGACGUAGAUGAGGGACAUCUUAGCGCACUUAGUGACCAGUUCAAGGAAACACUGAAAUCACUCGUGUACUCAGCGCUGCCACCCGAGUCAUUGCAUGGCUCUGAUAUGGCUGUCAGAGUUUCAGAGGGACGUAUAUCGGCCAUGGAGGACGUUCUACUGUCCCUUCGGCGAUACCACAACGCUCAUCUUCCCAUCAGCACCUUACCCAACGAGAUGCUGCUCGCUAUAUUCUUGUUGCUUGUCGAAGACAUCUGGCCUCGGUACCCGCGUAACGAGUUUAGGCAAUGGAUAGGAAUCACGCAUGUCUGCCAUUCAUGGCGCGAGAUGGCGAUCCAAGACUCAAGGCUAUGGAGAGACAUCGAUGCCACCGUCUGGUCAAGCACUUGGAUUGAACAGGUCAUGUUUCCGCGGUCAGCGAGAGCUGCAUCCUUCAAUCUUACCGUUCCCCUUGAGGAUUACCCGGAUGAGGACAUUCCAUGGUCUCUCAUCAGGCUGGCUUUGCUCCCGCAAAACGUCGCCCGCCUUCGCCAGCUACAUCUCGAGAUCAAUCAGGAUACUAGUAUUGACUACCUUCGCGAGCAGCUCCCAUCGCAACUCCCGCAUCUGGAGGACCUAUCCAUCACCAUGGACGACGAGAAUAAACAACAGCCAAUCCCCGGUUCCUGGGUGAAAGCGUUUGCUCCCAAUCUACGCAAAUUCAGACUCGGAAGCUGCUACCUGAGCUGGCUGCCCGGCGAAGAAGCUCGGCUUCCCGCGACCAUAACGGACAUGCUCUUAUUCAACGAUGACAACUACGGCUACGUUGGUGUCGCUCCGACCAUCCCAGAAGAACAACUUCGAGUACUCCUCCAAGACUCGACACCGUGCUUGGAGGACCUGGCUCUUCAAGAUGCUAUCCCUCUGACACCAGGAGUUCCAGGUAGAGAAGCAUACACCGCAUCUGCCAUCACGUUCUUUGCGCGCGAACCCACCAUUCGUCUUCCAUCAACGCUCAAGAGGUUUGACUACACCGCAUACUACACCCUUCCCGGACAUCUCUUCUCCCGGCUCAUCAUCCCGCCCACUACUACCGUCAACUUCACCUCGCAAGAUAACUACGAACCAAGAGGCGGGCGAGAUCCGAGAUCGGGACACCAACCUCCAAAGGGUCUGCCCAUAUUAGGCAAGACCCCCACCUGUCAAGGUCGCGAAGGGUCUUUUUCGCGCGUUUUGCUCGACUUGUACACUACUCGCUCACAAACGUCGCUGCCGCGCUGA
Molecule: messenger RNA, 2628 nt
Organism: Peniophora sp. CBMAI 1063
Lineage: Eukaryota; Fungi; Basidiomycota; Agaricomycetes; Russulales; Peniophoraceae
Source: the annotation of a GenBank genome assembly